This is a messenger RNA of Parathielavia appendiculata, 630 nucleotides long. RefSeq lists its product as uncharacterized. The record is from RefSeq and is a predicted model, not a curated record. The transcript has a single exon. Bases 1 to 630 code for a protein of 209 amino acids. Lineage: Eukaryota; Fungi; Ascomycota; Sordariomycetes; Sordariales; Chaetomiaceae.
AUGGAGCCCGUAGACCUGGGCCACCACGACAACUUCCUUCUCAAUGACGAUAUUAAAAGGUCGACGGCCGACUUCCACAAACACAUUUUCGACAACGUAGCCAUCUACAGCAAAUAUCGAGUCACGGCCCUGACGCACCUCAAGGACCUUGGCUCGAUAUUCUCACACGAGUACCUGUUCUUCACCGCCCAUCAUACCGAAACCGGGCAGCCUGUCCGCUUCCUGGCCGAGCGGGACGUGGCCAAGGACGUCGUCAUUGUAGGGCCUCUCGUCACACGCAAGCUCGGGUCGUCGACGAAACCGCUCCCACUGCCGCUGCGGAUCCUGACGUUCGACACCUCGGCGGCGACCCGGGAGCGACCAAGCCUCUUCCAAGUAGCAGCCGUCCUGAAGAGAACCUCGGCUGCCGGCGGCACCUACAAGCCCGGGUUCAAGGACUGCUUCUGGUUCGCCAGGGUCGUAUACUCGGCGUUUCACGAGCGGUACAAGACGACGUCGACCCAUACAACAGUCAACUCGGUCAGCCCCGGCCGAUUGACGAGGUGGAUAUAUCCCCAGCUGUUCAAGGGCCGUAUGCUGGUAAGCUCUCCCAGCACUUCCCCUGAUGUCAGAACCAACGACGCCGGAUGA